This is a messenger RNA of Hyphopichia burtonii NRRL Y-1933, 918 nucleotides long. RefSeq lists its product as uncharacterized. Bases 1 to 918 code for a protein of 305 amino acids. The transcript has a single exon. Lineage: Eukaryota; Fungi; Ascomycota; Pichiomycetes; Serinales; Debaryomycetaceae. The record is from RefSeq and is a predicted model, not a curated record.
AUGGCAGCUAAAAGUAAGACCAAGUCCAACGACUCUGCUUCGGUUAAAUCCAAGUCUACUUCUUCGAGAUCGAAAAAGGCUAUAAAUGCUAAAUCACAGGUAUCAAAUUCUGCAUCUAAUCUUGUAAAUACUAAAUUUAAUGAAUCCACGAAUUUUAAACAAAAACUCAAUUAUAUACCAAUAACGAAAUUCCCAAAAGUUCCUGAAAGCAUAUUGAAUCAGUCUGCUAAAGAUUUAUAUGAAAGUAUCGGCUUGACACCUCCAGAAGAAGAAGAGAUGAACAAAAAGAAAAACACCUUUGUUGAUUUUAACAUUCCUGAUGAUCAUUUAAAAUCAACCAUAAAGGCUAGGAUCACCGAGAAAGAUCGUGCCAUAAUUGAUGGCCUUGAUAAUAUGGUCAAGUCAAACGAUGAUCGUGAAAUCAGACAAUUACAUGCUAGUGUUGUUAAACUAUACUAUGAUGAAGAUACAAAUACUUAUCAACCAUUACCUGAACAUAGUUUGAAAAAAUCAUUAUCCGGUAUGAUUAAUCUCAAUCCGCAUUUGGAAGAUAUUGAUGAUGAGUACUUGUGGGACUUAUUUCCUCGUAAUAAGCCUUUUGGUAAUCCACCUUUUGAACAAAAAUGGAAUAUAAACUCUUUCAGAAAUUGGGAAAAUUCUCAAUUAGAAAAACUAAGAAAAGAACAAAGUAUCAAAGAAGAUCAUAAGAAAGAGUAUAGCGAUUUUCUUAACCAGUUACACGAUUCAAAAUCUUUAUUCAAAAAAACUGCCGCUCAUAUGAAUCAGCAAAAAGAAAGUAAUGCUUCGGUUAAUAGUAAAGGUCGUAGAAAAUUGGAUAGGAAAUUACUCAAACAGUAUAAAAAAUUGAAAGAAGAAGGAAAGAUUCCAAAAGAUGAUGAUGAUAAUGAUAAAUUUUAA